CUCUUACGUCAUCUCAUUUUCCCCAGUUGGUCACUGACGAGACUUCACGCCGCCUAUCGAACCCUGUCUCCACCGUGAACUCCACCGCAGCGGCUGCUUCACAUCCUCGGAGUCUCCAAGCUGAAAGCUUGGGAGUUUUGAAAUCGGAGCUGUGAUGGAUAGGAUAAGUCAUCUGCCUGAACAUCUUCUUUUGAGGAUUUUGUCGUUUCUGCCUAGUACCAAAGAUGUUGUGGCCACAAUGGUUUUGUCUAAACGGUGGCAGUUUCUGUGGACGCUUGUGCCAAGACUAGUCUACGAUGGUAGGCAUCGGAAUAUCACGAAAGAAAGUUUCUCGAGGUUCGUAGACAGAUCAUUGCUUUUGCACGAGGCUCCAGUUCUAGACUAUUUGCAGUUCAGGCUUGGUUGGAAGUCUAGUGAUGUUGAUAAUAUUGGAGUGUGGGCUAGAGCUGUAGCUAGGCGCCAUGUGCGUGAGCUGGUCAUCGAGAUUGAUGGUAUUUCUUGGACAGAUCCAGCCACCAUUCCUAAGAGUUUGUACACGGUAUCCGGAAUGCUUGUAAAGUUGAAACUUGAGAACUUGGUUCUUGUUGAUGAUGUUGCUUCACCGGUGUCUUUCUCAUCUCUCAAGAUAUUGAGUCUUGUAUUCAUCGAAUACGCAGGUGGUGACGAAUAUGUCAACAGGCUUUUAACUAAUUGCCCUGUUCUUGAAGAGUUUUAUGUGGACCGAUGUCUUGAUGACAAUGUUACUAUUUUCUGUGUUAGAGUGCCGACUCUAAAGAUUCUAGGGAUGUCUAAUUUAACUGACGAUGACGAACAUAGCGACGAACCAAAUGGGGUUGUGAUAGAUGCUUCUUCUUUGGAGACAUUUACUAUUCUUGAUCGCACAGAUGGGUUUUGUGUCCUUGAGAAAGAAAUGCAUAACAUUGUAAAGGCAGAUAUUGACAUUAUGUAUAAUCACUCUGAGAAGAUUCUGUGUUCUAUCACUCCAGUCAAGGAUCUCCUUUUAUGUUUAUCAUCCUCAAAGGACGCAUAUCCUAGUGGUUGUGUCUUCCACUGUCUGGUAAAAUUUACUCUAUGCAGAUGUGAGAGACAGUGGUUGAACCUACUUAUGUGUGUGCUCAGAGAUUCACCUAAAUUACGAGUUCUCAAACUUGUUCAGAAAGAGGGCUCUCAGGCUGAUCAACCGAACCCGAGUUGGAGUGAACCGAGCUCAGUUCCCGAAUGUUUGUUAUCGAGUCUUGAAACUCUCGAAUGGGAAGAUUAUGAAGGAACAAAAGAAGAGAAAAAAGUGGUUGAAUAUAUCUUAAGAAAGGGUCGAUGUUUGAAAAAGGUGACUAUCUCCUCUAAACCCACUGACUCCGACAAGAAACUGGAGAUGAUUAAGGAGUUAGCAUUGUCGUUCAGGCGUUCACCUAUCUGCCAGCUUGUAUUCAACUGAAGUUAUCAGACAUGUCAAGCAACAUCGUGUUUGGUCUGAAUCCUAGAUAAGCUAUUAUAACGUUUUAUGUUUUCUUUUGUUCUUCCAAUGAAACAUCAAAACUAUUAUAUUUCCCUAGUUUAUCUUAUUUGCUUUUGCCCUAUUUUAUAACUUUAUUUAA
Molecule: messenger RNA, 1595 nt
Organism: Raphanus sativus (radish)
Lineage: Eukaryota; Viridiplantae; Streptophyta; Magnoliopsida; Brassicales; Brassicaceae
Product: probable FBD-associated F-box protein At1g32375
Exons: 4
Coding region: 155-1435 (426 amino acids)
Molecular function (GO): protein binding
Source: RefSeq, a predicted model, not a curated record